Messenger RNA from Amblyraja radiata (thorny skate), 2751 nucleotides. RefSeq names its product solute carrier family 60 member 1 (gene slc60a1). NCBI's taxonomy places the organism in Eukaryota, Metazoa, Chordata, Chondrichthyes, Rajiformes, Rajidae. Gene Ontology annotation, molecular function: D-glucose transmembrane transporter activity. The transcript has 10 exons. The record is from RefSeq and is a predicted model, not a curated record. The coding region runs from base 238 to 1752 and encodes 504 amino acids.
CAAAACCUCCUGUAUGUGCGUUUGUGUUUUAAGAGGUGGCGUCUGGAGUUGUUAGGAGACCAGGACACAAGUACCUGCCCAGGAGAGAGAGUAUUCCGCCUCCUAACACUCCGUGUGGAACUGCGAGAGCCUCCACCGCUUAAGUUUAGCAGAAGUUAAGUUUAGCAGAAGUUUCACUAAGUUAGUUCAGUGUCAGUCCCAGCUCGCUGUGUGUGUGUGUUUGUGUGCGCCUCCGAGAUGUUUGAAGAUCGCCGCUGGGGUCUCUUCAAACGCAACCUGCAGCCCACUCUCACCCUCUGGAGCGCCUUCUGCUCUUUCGGUCUCUGCAUGGCUUUCCUUGGACCAACCUUGCUGGACCUUCGCUGCCAGACCCACUCCUCGCUCAAACAGAUCACCUGGGUGUUCUUCGCCCAGAAUUUCUGCGUCUUGGUCGGGACCAUCAUCGGCGGACUCUUCAAGAAAACGUUCUCCUGCUCCCUGACUGCCCUGUUCAUCUCCACUCUCAUGAUCUCAGCUGUCUUCUCCAUCAUCCCCUUCUGCAACAAUGUGCUCAUCCUUGCCUUUGUCCUGGCGGUGGCUGGGUUAGCCAUGGGCUGCAUAGACACCAUUGCUAACCUGCAACUGGUCCGCAUCUACCAGAAGGAUUCGCCCAUCUUCCUACAGGUCCUCCAUUUCUGCGUUGGCUUUGGUGCUUUUCUCAGUCCAAUGAUAGCAGAUCCCUUCCUGUCGGAAACAAACUGUAUGCUGACCAACCUCACUGCCAACGGCACUUCGGCCGACUUGGCGCACAUCCGAAAUUCCUUGGCGCACCCGCACUUGGUGAACGGGAGCGAUGUCUUUCUGGAGCCCAAUGGGAUUUUCAUCUCGAAUGUGUCCUAUGCCUUUUGGAUCAUGGCUCUGAUCAAUUUACCGGUGCCUGUGGCUGUGCUUUCCCUGAUGUGUAAACAGGGAUUUGGGGGCUGCUGCAGAAGGAAAAAGUCUCCCCUCUUGCCCGCUGAGGAGCUCCCUUCAGACCUGCAGAUGGACAGAUUAUCAAUGGGAUCAGAGAAGACGCUGCAGGAGAAAGAUCCCGACAGUUUCUCCAGUUGCCUCAGAGCCCUGUAUCUUCAAGAAUCCCCUUGUACCUUUGUUGUUGUCCACAUUGUGGGCGCCACUGUCCUCUUCAUGUCCGAUGGGAUCUUGGGCGAGUACUCUGGAUUUGUGUACACCUAUGCCGUCGAGAAGCCACUCUACAUUGAGCCCAGGGUAGCAGGUUACCUCAACAGCCUCUUCUGGGCCUCCAUUACUCUGGGGAGGUUGGCGUCCAUUCCAGUGUCUGGGAAAUUAAGACCUGCGACCAUGGUGUUCAUAAACCUGGGUGGAAUAAUCGGCACUUUUGUCCUGAUGCUGUGUUUCCCAGUCAGCAUUGUUUGCCUUUAUGUGGGAACAGGACUUCUAGGCUUUUUCCUGAGCAGCACCUUUCCAAGUAUGUUGGCUUACACCGAGGAUAUCUUGAAUUACCAAGGGUGUGCAACAACUGUACUGGUGACAGGCGCAGGAGUUGGGGAGUUUGUUCUCCAGAUGCUGGUGGGAUCAGUUAUUCAGUCACCUGAGGCUGAUAUAUUCCUCGUAUGUGGCCUGACCUUCGGUUGUCUCGCUCUUCUGUUCUACCUGGUUCUUCUCCUCGUCCACAGAUUACACAAUCUUCAGAGCAUGACAGGGCCGUCGAAAACGCCCACGAUAGCGGAGUCCCAGUUUUCGUACCAGAGCUGAGGUUUAGCAAGCGGCCAGCCACUGCCCACGCACAGGAGUUCCGAACGGAUCCAGAGCCACGUCGGAACGGACUGAUAACCUGUGCGGACUUUAACAAUGGACUUUUUGCUGCGACAAUCUACGAGCAGCCUCCCCGACCAUUUGAGAAGUGGCUAGGUCGCUUUUGUCUCCGCUUCUAGUUAAACUGACGCGUCACACCGAAGUCUUCGGCCGACAAUAAAACCUCCUUCGAGAGCGGACGUUUGAACGGAUAAAGUAACAAUGAUCGUCUUAAUCAGCACCGCACGGGACCUGAGUUAACAAGCAUGUUUUUAUUUUUUUUAAAGUAGAACUGUUUUCUUCAAAAGCAAAACAUUCGAUUUGUUCAGGUUAAUGAUUUUCUUGAUUUUUUUUUUUUUUUGUCGUUUGUUUUAAAGCAAAAUGCCAAAUGUUUCAGGUGAGAAAUCAACUGUCUCAUUCCAAGUUCACUCGAGGUGAUUAUGAAGGCCCUUAUAAUGGGAGCCCAAGCACACAGAGGUAGCAGGCAUCUGCCAAGCACUCCCGUCUCCCCCCCCCCCCCCCCAUGUUAGUGAAGAGUGCAGUUCAGUUCAGUUUCACCUUAGUUUAUUGUCACGCAUGCCGAGGUACAGUGAAAAGCUUUUUGCUGCGCACUAAUCAGCCAGCAGGUGAAUGGGUCGCUACCCUGCCAAAGUUAGACUACAUUCUGAUGGAUUGAUCGAUGAUACUUUCUUGAUACUUUCUCGGCACUUGCACUUGGUACAGGUGCAGAGAGACUAUGCAAUUGAGGCCACGUAAAGGAUACUGACAAAGUUACAAAAGUAGUCUAUACAACAUCGUCCCUCUUGCUUCUUCCCCAAUCCCUCUCUGUUCUCAGCCGCCACCCCCAUGCCGGGUCCCUCUUUGUUAUAAGGUCAUGAGGUCAUAAGUGAUAGGAGCAAAAUUUGGCCAUUCGGCCCAUCAAGACUACUCCGCCAUUCAAUCAUGGCUGAUCUAUCUUUG